AUGGAAACCUUACGAAUCUUCUUUCUUAUUUUCGUAGCUGACGCAGAUGAUUGGGGCCAAGUUUAUCCAAAUAUGUCUGGAGAUGGUGCCCUUGGUAUGCUUAUUAAUCGUAAAGCAGAUAUAUGCAUUGGAGCUAUGUACUCGUGGUCCGAAGAUUACACAUACUUAGACCUCUCCAUGUAUCUUGUACGUUCUGGAAUAACAUGUCUUGUACCAGCGCCAUUACGGCUGACCAGUUGGUAUCUUCCCUUAAAGCCUUUCAAAGAAUCUUUAUGGGCUGCAAUUCUAUUAUGUCUAUGUGUGGAAGCCGUGGGAUUGGUUUUUGCAUAUAAAAGUGAGCAAGCGCUGUAUGAACUACCUAGUUACCGUGAGGGCUGGAGGACUUGCAUAAGGUUUGGAGUAUUUACCACCUUUAAGCUUUUCAUAUCGCAAUCCGAAAACAGCAAGGCAUAUUCACUGACAGUUCGUGUACUACUCUUUGCCUGCUUUCUUAAUGAUUUAAUCAUAACCAGUAUAUAUGCUGGUGGGCUUGCCAGUAUAUUGACAAUUCCCAGCCUGGGCGAGGCAGCCGACACAGUCCAGCGUUUACGAUUGCACCGAUUACAGUGGGCGGCCAACUCUGAGGCAUGGGUCUCUGCCAUACGCGCUUCUGAAGAGCCAUUAGUGAAAGAAAUAUUGUACAAUUUUCACAUCUAUAGCGACGAUGAGUUGCUACGCUUAGCCCAGGGCGAGGAUAUUCGCAUUGGAUUUACGGUGGAGCGUCUGCCAUUCGGUCACUUUGCUAUUGGGAACUAUUUGGGGCCUGAAGCGGUUGACCAGUUAGUUAUAAUGAAGGACGAUCUUUAUUUUCAAUAUACGGUGGCUUUUGUUCCCAGACUUUGGCCCCUCCUUGAGAAAUUCAAUACUUUGAUAUAUAGCUGGCAUUCUUCUGGUUUCGAUAAAUACUGGGAAUUCCGUGUAGUUGCCGAUAACUUAAAUCUGAAGAUACAGCAACAAGUCCAAGAAACAAUGACAGGAACUAAAGAUAUUGGUCCGGUUACGCUUGGCAUGUCAAACUUUGCGGGAUUUAUUAUUGUCUGGAUAUUGGGAUCUGCUAUUGCUACGUGUAUUUUUUUGGUAGAGCUGUUUACAAAUAUUUUAUAACAGAGUAACUUGAUAUAAGUUUUUUUUAAUAAAUAUUUUCUUUGUUCUAAAUAAUAGUAAAUAUUUGUAACUGUAAUAGGUAUUUUGGACUUCACGCAUCCUGUUACAUUAUGUGUUUGGUCGGUUUAAAGAAUGCAAAUAUUGAUAUUGAGUAAGUAUGGCAUAACUUUUGUCGUCUCAAAUCUUAAUUUUAACUUAAUAAUAUCUAAUAAAUAAAAUAGAUUAUUUAUAUUUAAAUAAUCAAUCAAUAUUUUUGCUGAAAAUGCAGCCCUGUCAUUUUAAUUGAUUUUCAUAGUGGAGGAUUAGUCAGCUGACUUUUUCGAUACAAUUUGGCGGAAAACAUUUUGUGUUAACAUUAAUCGUUUGUUAUUUAUAUGUAUUUUUUUGUACUGUCCAAAAAUAGAUGUAACCAAACAAAAUGGCUUGGGUUCUGUUGAGUAGACCUAACUUUUCGCGCUGGGUCGCGUCAUGUUAUGUAUGUCAAAAUAAACUACAGAAUGUAUUAUAUAUUAAACAUAUUUUUUAAAUAUAUUUUAUGCCAUGCAACUCAGCUGAAUGCUUGGAUCGACAGCGGUCGCAACUAUUCCGCCCUUACUGACUGGGUAUUUGGCCAAAUUAGAGAAAGUAUGCUGAGCGAAGAAAAAAAAGGGAAAAGUUUAGCAAAAACAAGAAGAUUUGAGCUUCAUGUUAAAGGUAUCUGUAAAAGUGCGGUCAAAAUAUGAUGAAAUUUUACUUUGGAAUCUGCAUAAUAUUCUUAUUGCUAUAAACUGCAAUUUAGCAAUAGGUGCUGAAAAAUUUCAGAAACUUUCUAUGUCAAUGUCGCAAACGCUACAUAAGAUUCUGGUACUUUUUCGCGGAAUCGAUCCGCGUUGCCAUAGAAGCGUGGUUGAAUUUCUUGCAGUCCUUGAUCUCGUGUUGUUCCUCACACAAGGGGCAACAUCUGGGGCGGUCUGCAUACCGCUCCUCCUCUCGAGCACUAUUCGCGUGCAAUACCCUUCGCUUCGGGUGCUCUUUGAUUCCGACGUCCGUGACAGUGCACACCAAUUUAACGAAUUCAUGAAGCCACUCGCUUAGGUGCACCACUGUCGGAUACGGCUGUAUCGUAACCACGUGCUUCACCCAUUCCAACCUCUUGCUCACAGGCAACUUGGCAAUCAUCUCCUCCAUUAGGGUUGGGUUCCCUAGUGCUAGCUGCCGGUCGCGGUUGACUGCAGGAACGCUGCCAGGUUGCUCACCCUUGUGGCGAACGGCACGAUCCUUGCGAUGUUGGCCUCCUGAAUUGGCUGUACAUCGCGCACGCUCUCCAAUUGGCUACGGAUCAGUAGCUCCGGACGUCCAUACCGGAAUCGUAACUGCUCCAUAACAGCUUUCACGUUGCUAAGGUGGAUGAGCAGCGACUUCACUGCUGUUCGGGCUUCACCCUUCAGGGCCUUCACUAGCCUCUGAUUAUUCUCCAAUUGUGUACACUGGUAAGCUGCCGUUGUCUCCGUGAAAGCUCACAGGAAUAUUGGCCAUUCUUCCGGCUGACCCUCAAACUCGGGAAGAUCAGGCAGUCUGCGUGGCGUCCACCCAGGUAUGCUCGUCGUUGCCACUCCAUAUGUUUGACGCGAUGGCGUUGAUACCUCCAAAUUGUGUGUUGGCUCCCGUGGCUGAUGAACAUAACCUCGUUCAGGCUGCGCCGUGGCGGUGACACAAAACGGCGGAGAGUAGCUCACUGACGUUGUUGUACUCCGUGUGACAGGUUGCCUAUUUUCCCAAUGGCCGCCGAACGUUGGCGCCAAAAAUCCACUCAAUUGUGGCGACAAACUUGCACUCAAUUGUGACGGCAACGGCGCAUCCAAAGAUGACGUCACUUCAAGCUCCAGUUGCAGAUUGUCAUUCGUAAUCUGCCUGGGCAGGUUCUCACUCGAACCUGCCGUGGUGCUGCUUUCAGACAUGGCACCUUUUCACUCAAACAUGCCGAUCACCAGCCACACUCGCAGAGCUGGCCGGGUUGCCAGUUGCGGUGGCCGUGGUGGUCGCAGUUGCGGGAACACCCGAGACAUCCAGUCUGGGGCUCCGUCGAGGCGAAUGCUUAGUAGGCAUCAUCUCGCAGAUAUCAGUGCGUUGCGCUGCGUUAGUU
Messenger RNA from Drosophila teissieri, 3265 nucleotides. RefSeq lists its product as uncharacterized. The transcript has 4 exons. The record is from RefSeq and is a predicted model, not a curated record. Gene Ontology annotation, cellular component: membrane. Gene Ontology annotation, molecular function: ligand-gated monoatomic ion channel activity. Bases 1 to 1143 code for a protein of 380 amino acids. Lineage: Eukaryota; Metazoa; Arthropoda; Insecta; Diptera; Drosophilidae.